Exophiala dermatitidis NIH/UT8656 is the source of this 2428-nucleotide messenger RNA. RefSeq lists its product as uncharacterized. The record is from RefSeq and is a predicted model, not a curated record. Lineage: Eukaryota; Fungi; Ascomycota; Eurotiomycetes; Chaetothyriales; Herpotrichiellaceae. The transcript has a single exon. Bases 1671 to 2006 code for a protein of 111 amino acids.
CUUAUGGACGCGAUCGAGAAAAUCAUCAGAGAGGCAUUUUUCCAUCUACUAGUGUUGUACACCUACCAGGUAUAGUCCUACCACACUUUCUUGAUCCGACCGAACGGACCAGGCACCGUGGACGUGUUAGUGGCAGUGGUCGCAGUAGCGGCAGGUCCCGUGCUGGAAAGGGAUUGGAUUGUCGCCAAACCGGCCUAAUCGCUUUCUUAAAUACGCGUACUACUCCCAGUGUAAUGCUGAGGUGAUGCACCACCCGUUCCAGACUAACUGUUUCCCGGCUAGCUGGAAAAGUUAGUUGCAGAGGCGCAAUGCUGAUUGAUGGGGUCGUUUAUCCCAGCACUGCAGGUGUGCCAGCAGCCAGCCUGAGCCGUCACUGUAUCUCUUUAUUCUUCCCACUCCCCCAUUGACUCUGUUUUUUCCCGCUCCAGCCGACCUUCAACAGCAUCAGCAUCAGCAGCAACGACAACAACAUACACCAUACCAUCAGUUUCUGGCCAGUCGUUCAUCAUCGAGUCUACGUCGUUCGCUCGUUCGUCCCUGUUCCAUCUAGUAUCACUCGUUGUCAUCCAACUAUAGUCAAUCAGUCGGCCGUCCUGUCUGACUCGGCCUCUGCUGGUUUGAUCCGGUCAUUCCGCGCACGACUUGAACCACCAUCAACCGCCGUCGUUCACCUUCAUCACCAUGGGUCUCUCCAAAGGUGUUGUCAUCAUCAUCAGUAUUCUGCUUGCGGGCUUGGCCGUCGCAGCCGCUGCGGCUCUGUACCAAGUGACCAACCGCGACAAAUCCCAGAAGGGAUAUGGUCCCAGCGAACCCUCACAUGAGCAAGAUCUGUAUAUGCGACAAGUACGCGCGAGAAAUCUUGCAAAUCUCGGGGUUUCGCCUGUGUGACCCGCCCGUUCGUUAUAUUUGCGACCGGCGUGUUUAAAGUCUUGAUGUCGCGUCAAAAACCCGGCUCGAAACUCAUUGGACUCGGGCUGCUGAGACUCGACGAACUCACAUCCAAGCUUAUCCAUCCUCAUUGUUCCCAUCGGCUGUCUCUGAUCCAUGAAACGAUCUCCACGAUCCCCUCUCUCGGAGUAUGGUGUCUCACAUAGCAGCGAGCCUUGCAUCAAAUCUCGAUGAGAAGAAGCAAAAAAGAUAAAAGUCCUAUCUGCCGCAGCCGAGAAAAGACGGAUAUAUUAUACAUAACAACUGCCCGCGCGCGCCCAGGAUUCAGCAUCGGCAUAACGCGCCUGAAGAUGGUCACUGUAUCUUCAGGAUCUGAGCGAACCCUUUUAUCUGCUGGCCUGCACAGAGACGCCAGAGUCUCAGGCUCCCAAUCUCAGGGACCGCCUAAUAUCCCAUACGAGCUAGGCGUUGCUUGGCAAUCGAGUUGGAGAAGUCCAUGGGUUCUACUGGGAAACACACCUUCCUCCAUCUGAUAACCCAGUCCGAACACAAUCCGCGCAAAGUGCAUGGGGUCCACCCACAACACUUUCACAGUGACGCGGUCCAUGCAGUCAAGAAGACGAAUGAAUUUUAUGAAUGUCCCCAUUUGGGGCCGCAACGUGCAACGUUCAUACGAACUUUGAUGCACCAAUAGCCACGACAAAAGCCACACUUUGGCACACCAUCAGCAAUGCUGACUUUGGAGUCACCUGGGCCUCGGCUGGAUUUUGGGCCUCCUUUUGAUGUUGCGAUGGAGACUAUCUAUACUGGAGACGCUUUACAACUUGACUAUCCUGUUCAAGCAUUUCGACUCGCUUUCUGAUGUCACACUCCCACGAAAAGAAGCUGAAGAUCACGAGCAGGGUCCGUUGUAUACCUAUUGCAUAUGGCUGUUCCUCCAGCACACUGUGCUUGCCAUCCAAUCUACAAGGGAAGCAGCGAGCUCUUCCGCAUGCAACCACCUUUCGUUGGCGCCGAUGAGUCCCAAGUCAAACAUCAGACAUGUUUUUAAUGCGUCGCGCCCUCGUUGGGACUCUUGUGUUUCUGAGAGGGGGCGUGGCCAUCUCACAAGGUUCUGAAGGGCACUCGGAGGUACAAUAGCAUGGCCACUAACAUAUUCUUCAAUGGUAUCAUUAUCAUCCCUACCAAUAGCAUACCAUUCACGAGGACGAGCGAGAGGAGGUGAUCGAGAGCCAAGCGCACGAAAGAGAAUGGGAGAUCAAUGCUCAUGGGGGUCGGGCGGAGUUACAUAUGGUAUAUACGAGGUUUUGACUGAUGAGUUUCUUUCUGUUUGACUGGGAAAUGGAGAAUGGACAAUACUGUACUAUACAGAUAUCUACAGGGGUUUAAUGUAACGAGAAACAAGUGACUACGAAUGGGAUUGAGAUUGGGUAUAAUGUAAAGUACAUUUAGAUGAAUAUCUCAUUUCCUCACAUUUCAAAUCCUCUAAUUGUGGAACCCGAGUCGAACCAAACCAAAGUCAUCCAACCAAGUAAACCCA